Molecule: messenger RNA, 640 nt
Organism: Temnothorax curvispinosus
Lineage: Eukaryota; Metazoa; Arthropoda; Insecta; Hymenoptera; Formicidae
Exons: 2
Source: RefSeq, a predicted model, not a curated record
AUGGAAGCUGAUGUAGGUGCUGAGCUUGUAAAUGAAAGCACUAUUUUAAAAGAAACAGGUCUAAACGUUCGAGUGUUGAUCGGCGACGAGGAUAGUUCUACAAUCGCAGCCGUUCGUCGUGGAAAUGACGAAACAAUAUUCAAGUUAGCCGAUAAUAAUCAUCUUAAAAAACAUUUUUCAAAAGAUUUAUACGAACUGCAGAAAACAUUUAAAGAAAUGAAAAAACGUGAUGUAAUUCCUCAUUUGAAAAAAUGUUUUAACUAUGCUGUAGCACAAAACAAAGGAAAAAGUGUAGAAUUAGCCAGUACUUUACGUACAAUACCUGAUCAUGUAUUUGGCAAACAUGAAAACUGCGGCGCAUGGUGUCACCGCGAUUCCAAUGACAUUGCUGCUAGCAGUCAAGCGAACGAAAGUUUGAAUAACAUUAUGGCACAUAAAGCUCCAAAGAAUAGAUGUUACAGUUUGAGUGAAUCAGCUGAUUUUCGUUGGGCGAGUGCUGUUUGCGCCAAAAACGAUGGACAACAAUAUUUGCCUCGUGUUUCAGCUAAAUUAUGUAUUUCGCCCGGUAAACAUAUGGAAUCUUUUGCUAUAAUGCAAGAUAAACAAAGAGCACGAAGAGCUGAGUUAGCAAAAUUACAAA